Messenger RNA from Jaculus jaculus (lesser Egyptian jerboa), 1322 nucleotides. RefSeq names its product HLA class II histocompatibility antigen, DP alpha 1 chain. NCBI's taxonomy places the organism in Eukaryota, Metazoa, Chordata, Mammalia, Rodentia, Dipodidae. Gene Ontology annotation, molecular function: MHC class II protein complex binding. The transcript has 5 exons. Gene Ontology annotation, biological process: antigen processing and presentation of exogenous peptide antigen via MHC class II; peptide antigen assembly with MHC class II protein complex; positive regulation of T cell activation. The coding region runs from base 78 to 851 and encodes 257 amino acids. The record is from RefSeq and is a predicted model, not a curated record. Gene Ontology annotation, cellular component: membrane; MHC class II protein complex.
CCCUGUCUGUGCUCAUCCUGCUGCAGGACUUCAUCACUGCUCUGUGCUUUAGUCAGCUGUAGACCUUCAGUUCCAGAAUGUUCCAGACCACAGCUGUGGUCCAGGGAGCCCUUUCCCUGGCUUUCCUGCUGAGUCUCCCAGGAGCUGGGGGCAUCAAGGAGGAACACGUGUCAAACUUCGGCAUAUUUGUACAGACGCAGAAACCAACCGGGGAGUACAUGUAUGAGUUUGAUGAUGACGAGAUAUUUUACGUGGACCGGGACAAGGAGGAGACCAUCUGGCGCCUGGAGGAGUUUGGCUCAGCCUUUUCCUUCGACGCUCAGGGCGGCCUGACGAACAUCGCCAUCAUGGAGACAAACCUGGACAUCAUGAUCAAGCGCUCCAACCACACCCAGGCCCCGAGUGAGCCCCCGGAAGUGAUCGUGUUUCCCAAGAACCCCGUGGAGCUGGGCCAGCCCAACAUUCUCAUCUGCCACAUCGACAAGUUCUUCCCACCAGUGCUCAAUGUCACGUGGCUGCGAAACAGGCAGCCAGUCACUGAAGGAGCCUCAGAGACCAUCUUUCUGCCCAGAACAGACUACAGGUUCCACAAGUUCCACUACCUGACCUUCCUUCCCAAGGCCGAGGAUGUCUACGACUGCCAGGUGGAGCACUGGGGCCUGGACGGGCCGAAACUCACUCACUGGGAGCCGCAGGAGCCAGUCCAGGUGACCGAAACGACACAGACAGUGAUCUGUGCCCUGGGCCUGGUGGUGGGCCUGGUGGGCAUCAUCGCUGGCACAGCACUUAUAAUAAAGUCUCUACGUUCCAGUCGUGACCCCCGUGACCCCUGGGCCCAGGGACGCCUGUGAGUCACUGAGGAGGUGAUCGUAUUGCUGAAAAGAAGAUGACCCGGUAGAGGAUGCAGACGCCGUGAGCUCUGUCUCAGCUUCCCUUCUCAAGUGCUGUGCUCUGUCCUUCUGGCUUGUGGAACCCUCCAGAUCCUUAUUCAUGGCCUUAAAGCAUUCAGUCCUUAGUAAAGUUCCCAGUGAAUAGAAGGCCAUACGGGUAUUGUUGUAGCACCAGCGAGGAGCUCCCCCUUUCCUGGGCUUCACAUCUCUGAUUUUCUUGGACUACUUUCCCGCCCAAGAAUCCUCCAAUAAAUUCUGUUGUGGAGCUGGGAGACUGUGGUGCUUCUUGCUGGCAGCCUGGGACUAGUUACAUGUGCUGAUGUUUUAUGAGGCAUGUGUGUGGUUUCAAUCUCACCUGGGCAGGGAUCUGAGAAUCUUGACUCCCAGUUAUUCCCUAAGCAUAGGAGAGGGGGGUAGAGAGAAGAUACUACU